This is a messenger RNA of Carya illinoinensis, 813 nucleotides long. RefSeq names its product epoxide hydrolase A-like. Bases 88 to 786 code for a protein of 232 amino acids. Gene Ontology annotation, molecular function: hydrolase activity. The record is from RefSeq and is a predicted model, not a curated record. Lineage: Eukaryota; Viridiplantae; Streptophyta; Magnoliopsida; Fagales; Juglandaceae. The transcript has 4 exons.
UAUAUCCAACAUCCAUACAGUUAAACCCGGAUUAUAUUACUCUUACUUAAGUCAUUUCAUCCACGAAUCUCUCAUCCCUAAGAAGAAAUGGAAAAGAUCCAGCACAGCCAUGUAGAAGUAAGAGGACUCAAGCUUCAUGUAGCCCAGAUUAAUGUCUCCGGUAAAAAGGCGGUGAUGUUCUUGCAUGGGUUCCCUGAAAUAUGGUAUACGUGGAGGCACCAGAUGAUUGCUGCUGCAAACGCCGGUUACCGAGCAAUAUCCAUAGAUUUCAGGGGCUAUGGACUGUCUGAACAGCCUGCUGAGCCAGAAAAUGCUACUUUCAAAGACGUUGUUGAUGAUGUUAUUGGCCUUCUUGACUCUCUGGGAAUCAAUAAGGCUUUUAUUGUUGGAAAGGACUUCGGAUCCAUGCCGUCAUACCUAGUGGCAGCUGUCCACCCAGAAAGGGUGAUAGGCGUCAUAACACUUGGUGUUCCUUUCUUAAUACCUGGUCCUUCCGCCAUCCAAAAUCACCUCCUUCCUGAAGGCUUCUACGUAACGAGGUGGCAGGACCCAGGAAGGGCAGAAGCGGAUUUUGGCCGUUUUGAUGUGAAGACAGUGAUAAGGAACAUCUAUCUUCUCUUCUCAGGAAGUGAGGUUCCCAUAGCAUCAGAGGGUCAAGAAAUCAUGGACUUGUAUGACCCAUCUACUCCUCUGCCACCAUGGUUCUCUGAGGAAGUUCUCUCAGUCUAUGCAUCCUUAUAUGAGAAAUCUGGAUUCCGUUUUGCAUUGCGGGUUCCCAACAGGUAAAGAAAAGUUCCCCCAAGUAGUAGGCCC